Molecule: messenger RNA, 4940 nt
Organism: Exaiptasia diaphana
Lineage: Eukaryota; Metazoa; Cnidaria; Anthozoa; Actiniaria; Aiptasiidae
Product: metabotropic glutamate receptor 3
Exons: 2
Coding region: 483-3644 (1053 amino acids)
Biological process (GO): G protein-coupled glutamate receptor signaling pathway; regulation of synaptic transmission, glutamatergic
Cellular component (GO): membrane
Molecular function (GO): adenylate cyclase inhibiting G protein-coupled glutamate receptor activity
Source: RefSeq, a predicted model, not a curated record
UCGGUCACAUCCGCACAGCUUCAGAAACAACUUAAUAUGAAAUUCUUCACAAGAUGAAACAUGCGUUUCGAUGAAUAGAUGUGAGUUCUCCAAUCAAAAUGUCACAGAUCAAAGUCUGGUUUUAUGUUUUGGUUUAACUAAGUAGCUGGAUUGUCAUCGACAUUUCCGACGUGAACUAACUCAGAAAGUGACAGUAACUCUUAGGUCUCUUAGUUAGAAAGUCUGCCACCAUAAGAGCUACAAAGGUGUUAAUGAGAGACGCUCGUUUUACAAAUUACAAUUGGGGCAUGAGUACUUUAGUCUGUCAGUCCUCGGAAAUUUGCUAGCCAAGACGAGAUAACAGAAUAUGUGUUAAUUGACCAUAUUCACUAUAAUAAGCGAUAUCAGGAUAGCCGUCUCGUUGAACUAGUCGAUUUGUUUCGAGUUCAUAAAAGGCAUAAUUAUGAGAACGGUUGAAUAGCAAGAAAAGCUGAGCCAACAAGAUGAUGAAUAGCUUACACUUGUUAAUAAUUUUUUCACCUCUCGUCUUGGCGAUAACAUUUGCCUCUUCUGUAGACAAAAGACAGCUAUUAGCAUACAAGCCAGGACACGUAAUCUUAGGCGGACUUUUUCCCGCGCAUUAUGGAAGACUGAAGUCUUGGCGGGAAAACUGUGCAGAUAUAGACAUGAAAGGUAUUGCUCUGAUCGAGGCAAUGAUGUACGCUGUCAAUAGGGUAAAUUCUGAUCAUCUUCUCCCAUGUAAUCUGACACUUGGCUUUGACGUCAGAGACACCUGCGACAGUAAAAAGAUUGCUUUAAAGCAUACUUUAAGUUUUCUCUCUGGAGAAUAUUACUCGAGUAUAAACGAGGAUUUGUACAGUUGUGGCAGAGAAAAAAAUUUCUUAUGCGACGGGAGGCUUAUAUCCAUAAUUGGCGCAGGUAAUACUGAACUCAGUGUUGCCGUUAACAAAAUUUUAAGUGUUUUUGAUAUUCCUCAAGUGGGUUAUGCAUCAACUUCCGGAAUCUUGAGUGAUAAAUCAAGAUUCCCUUCUUUUUCCAGAACGGUGGUUAUUGGCUCAAAUAAGCCGAAAGUCAUCGUGAAAAUACUUUCUCAUUUUGGAUGGAAGCAUAUUGGACUACUUGUUAGUGAUGACAUACAUUGGAAACCAUUGGCAUUAGAGUUUAAAAACCUUGCAAAUUCACAAGAGAUAUGCAUCAAUAUUGAUGAAUUCAUAUCCGACGACUCAAAGACGGUUGAAACUGUGGUAAACCAGAUAAAUUCGUCCAAUGACACUCAUGUUAUUGUGCUCUUUGCGUCAUUUUCCGAUGCCACCAAAGUCUUUCAAAGAGCAAGUGAUAUCAAUCUUAACGGAAAGCUAUGGAUUAGCACUGAAAUGCUACCACCUGAUAUUGCAGCUGAGUAUGGCAAUACUCUGCAAGGAAUGAUAGCCAUUGAGAGGGAGCCGGAGAGGAUUGAUGGAUUUGCAAAGUAUUUCACCACCCUGAAUCCUACCAAAAACAAAUGGAAUCCCUGGUUUAAAAUCUUGUGGGAAAAACUAUUCAACUGUCGUUUCUCCAAAUAUGCCGAGAACGAUAAAGGUGAAUCACAAGACGACAAACCAUCGUGUAGCGGAAAGGAAAACUUUAAAUGGAUCGGUCAAAUCUUGUCGUUCUCUCACGCAAUCCAUGUGAUAGACGCUGUGAUGGCCGCUACUCAUGUCAUCAAGAAUAUCUGCCAAGACACUGUCGGCAAUAAUGCAACAAAUGCAAGAGAUCAAUGUCUUGAAAAACUCACCAAAGAUCGAAUCUCAAAAGAAAUGUUCAAGGGACCAUUCGCCUUCCAGAGUUUGUUCAAUAAAACAGUUUCUUUAGACAAGAAUGGCAAUGCUGUUGGAUCGUAUGUUAUUUUCAAUCUAAAGCAAGAUUACAAUGGCAUUCACUUUCACAAAGCUGGAAUGUACAAAAGUGACGAAGACGAAUUAAUCAUCAACAAAAGUGUAAUUUCUUGGCCCAGAGAAUUCCAACCUGUUGAAAUUUGCAGAACAAUUUGUAGGCCAGGUUUUUACAAGGAUUAUGAAAGCUCAAAGUGCUGCUGGAAAUGUAAAGCUUGUCCAAUAGGAACUAUAAGCAAGAGCAUCAACACGAACAAGUGUGCUACCUGUCCAGAGGGCUCAAUCUCUAACAUGAAAAGAACAUCUUGUACAAAACCAGUGCCAAAGUAUUUCGACUGGGGAAGCAGCGGUAGUGUGACUUUGACUAUCAUAUCGUUGACGUCGUUUUUGUUUUCUUUAAUUGUCUUCUCUGUGCUGCUUAAGUUUAGAACUUCUCCUGUAGUUAGUGGAUGGGGAAGUAGUGUGAACUUCUAUCUCAUUUGCAGUAUUACCAUCGGAGUACUCGUCCCAUUUGCUUUCAUCGGUUAUCCAACGGAAGUCAUGUGCAAACUUCAAGUAGUGACUGUGGCAACUUCACUAACACUUUCUCUUUCUUUGGUUUUGGUAAAAAUAAGACAAAUAACUUGCAAGAAAAAGAACAUGGUUUCCAGAUGGCGAGUACUGAGUUAUGCUCAAAAGCAAACUAUAUACGCUUUGUUCUUUGUCAUCUUACAGAUAUUGUUUUGCAUUCUGUGGAUAAUAGUCAACCCACCUUAUGUGAAAGUUGACAAUAAUGACCAAGGGAAAAUCAUACUAUGUUCUAAUCAAAACGCGUCUUGGUAUGUUCUAUCUUUCUCCUACAUCAUUGCAAUAUCUUUAUAUAUUACCUUAAAAUCAUGUAAAUCCAGAAAUCGUUCCUUCAACUUCUCCGAAGCUAAGUAUAUCCUGUAUGCCAUGAUCUUUAUAUACAUUACAUGGGGAGUGUACAUAGCCACUUUCGUUGGAACUUCCACAGGAUUUCUCCACAUAACACUUCUUUGUUUGACUGCAAUAGCUACUCAGAUGCUGAUUCUCGGUUUUAUAUUUUUACCCAAAAUAUUCAUUCUAUUGUUUAGACCAGAAAUGGCAAAACUCUGCGAGUUUCAAAUGGAUGAUACUUACGUGAAAGAUCAAAUAAGUUACGAAGCUUCCAAUAUGAGACACCCGCAUCCAAAUGGAAUAGUAAGAUCCAAUUCGCCGAGCAUAAGAGAUGACAGUUCAAUACGAGGAACACCCAGUCAAGUGAGUUUGGACAUGAGUCCAUCCAGUUAUCCACAGGUGCGCACUCAGACGACCCCGCCCAAGAAUCCCUCGUUAAUGGAGAGAAUACUUCAACAGCCUUGCUGUGCGGCGAUUUUGCAAGACGAUGAAUCAAGCGUCGUUUCUGAGCAACAGCAGAAAUAUCACGUAAGCCCCUCGGUUCAGCGUCGACUACCACUAAUCAUGAUAGAUGAAGGGACGAGAAGCAACAGUCCAAGAAGUCAAAUAUCAGACCGCACAUUUUCUCCUAAUCCGGCCCGUAGAACACGUCCAAAAAGCAUAGAGGAUCAUGAGCAAGAGUGUCUCAGCGCAACAAUGGACGAUACAGAAAUAUGGAGUAGGCGUCGUUCAUCUUCUAAUAGUCGUCCUAGUCAAGCACUUAAUAACGAAGAGUAUUGCUUGCGAUUCGCCUUAAAAGGAAAUAUAAUUGAGAAUAAACAUUUCAAGCAACAUCAUAAUGCGGGCAAUAAUCUAUUACGAGAAAGUAGGCUUUAAGAGUUUAUUUCAACAAUAGAGAAGUUAAAAUCGAGGGCAUUAUGCUUUUAUUGUUGUUCGCGGAAACUGCCGGAUAUUGCGAAAGACAAAUAUGGUCGUCCGAGAAUUUACGAACAUCCAAUUUCCAUGGGCAUUAACUAUCAGAGCAUAAUGCCCGAGAUUGAAACUGUUUAAUUUUUUUAUAAAAAAAAACAAAAUUUUUCUAUCGCGUCACGUGGUCGACUCUAGACCAAUGAGAGUGGAGGGAAAUUUGUUGUAUUAAAACUGUUUAUAGAAGGAGACCUACGAUUAGUCAACUUAUUCAUAAUGUAUAUUGGGAGAUUUUAUUGGUUACCUUGAGGCAAUACAUAUAUCAUAACCGUGGUAAUAUUGACAAGUUCAGAAAAACAAAAUAUUUGAAUGGAAUGUAAAAAUAUAUAUACAGGAAGUAGAGUGGCCAUUUCGUCUCAAAAACUCUUCAAAAAUGUCGCCUUUUACAUAUUAUAAAAAUCCAAAAUCAGCUCAGAACACGACCUAGACGUUGACUAUUUCUGUUUCAUUAUUAUUUUAAAGGUUGGUUAAGAAUUUUUUUAAAAAUAUGAAAUUUAUGGUUACGGAAAACAUAAGUUCUCAAAAUUUGAAAGUUUAGAACCACAAGUACGCGCAUGCGUAUUUGCGCACCAGAUGCUACGUCACUGAUCAGUAUACGUCUAUUUCAAGAGAAAUUGGUGAAUGGCAGUUGUCGAACAGGGAUUGCUAAUUGAUGGGGAAAAUAACACUGGUUUAUACUGUAAGAUAGUCUGUGGUAAAGAUUGGCUUUGUUUAGUCUCCAUUUUUACGCAAGGUGAAAUCAAUAAGGGAAAUUAACCAUAGUUCAUUUCGGUCAUGCAAUCGCCAUUCGCUGUUCUCCUCAACACCGUUUUUUGAAAUAGCCGUAUGUGACCGUUUCCAAAUGUCCGUAAGUGAGCUGACUAAUUUUAUUUCAAUACCUUUCUUGGUAAAUUGUACUUCUUCAUUUAUGUGAAUAACAAAACCUAACUUCAAAAGGGUGUUAUUUGUAUGAUUUAUAAGCUGUUAGUAUCGAAAAGAGUAGGAAAUAAGUUAUAAACCAGAGAUACCUUGGUACAACAUUACAAAACUGAGAUUAUUUGUAGCGAGAUAAACAAGCAAAUCAGUAAAAUUAUUAAUUAUCUGAUGGUAAAAAAAGGAUAAAUAAGAUGCAUGUAUAUAUUAAGAAAAAAGAUACUGAUAAAUCAAGGAAUGAGAAGUUGUAUUAAUGAAUUCACAAAUAAAAGAAAGACAAGGAAAUGAAAUGAA